Haemonchus placei is the source of this 99-nucleotide messenger RNA. NCBI's taxonomy places the organism in Eukaryota, Metazoa, Nematoda, Chromadorea, Rhabditida, Trichostrongylidae. The record is from the annotation of a GenBank genome assembly.
AUGGGUCCUCUUCCUUCAGAGCGUGUUACACAAGCACCUCCCUUUUCUCAUACUGGCGUAGCCUUCAUGGGUCCGAUUAUGGUCAAGUCUUCAUCCUGA